Erigeron canadensis is the source of this 3740-nucleotide messenger RNA. Its product is annotated as pentatricopeptide repeat-containing protein At5g55840. Gene Ontology annotation, molecular function: protein binding. The record is from RefSeq and is a predicted model, not a curated record. The coding region runs from base 90 to 3530 and encodes 1146 amino acids. Lineage: Eukaryota; Viridiplantae; Streptophyta; Magnoliopsida; Asterales; Asteraceae. The transcript has 2 exons.
UUCACUUCACCACACCAUUGUUUUCAUUCAUUACUUCCUUCCCCGAGAAACAAAAACUCGAAAUGAUAUUUUCUGAAAAUUAACAACCAAUGAUGUUUUACACUUCCAAAAUCUCCAAGAAAUUAACAACAACGACAUUAUUUAGGCACUUUUCUCACAUGGGGUUUCUCAAAAACUCAAAAAGACCACUCAAAGAUGCUAAUAAAAGCAAACCCUUCACAGAAAAGCAACAGGGCUCUGGUUCCGAGUUGGAGAACAGUAUUUAUGCAAUUCUGACAAUUAGCAGAUGGGAGUCAUUAAAUCAAAUGAAUUAUAAAAGGGGUUCUCUUAGGUUAGUUCAUGGAAGACUAGCUCUAAAGUUUCUUAAUUGGGUAAUCAAGCAACCGCCUUUUCAAGAACUCAAGAAUCUUACUUAUGUUUACUGUUUAACUAUUCAUAUAUUAGUCAAGGCGAGAAUGUAUGCGUCUGCUAAAUCGAUUUUGACCCGGUUGUUUGAUAUUGGUAUUGGUGCAAUUUCUGUUUUUGCUGUUUUAAUGGACACUUAUCCUCUUUGUAAAUCCAAUCCUGCUGUUUUCGACCUUUUGAUUCGGGUUUACUUGAAGGAAGGUUUGGUUAAAGAUGCUUUGGAGGUUUUUCAUUUGAUGGGGGUUCGUGGGUUUAAACCUUCUGUUUAUACUUGCAACAUGAUUUUAUCUGUGAUUGGAAAAGAAAACGGGCAAGCAGCUUGGUUACUUUUUAAGGAAAUGAUUUCGAAGGAUGUAUGCCCGAAUGUUGCUACUUUUAAUAUACUCUUGAAUGUUCUCUGUCUUAAUGGGAAAUUCAAGAAAGCUGGACAUCUUGUUUUGAAAAUGGAAGAGAGUGGCUAUGUCCCCACUUUAGUUACUUACAAUACAUUACUUAAUUGGUAUUUCAGAAAGGGGAGAUACAAGGCAGCUUCAGAGUUGAUUGAUCACAUGAGUCAUAAGGGUCUUGAAGCAGAUGUAUGUACAUAUAACAUGUUUAUAGAUAACUUAUGUCAAAAUAAUAGGAGUGCAAAAGGUUAUUUGUUGUUGAAAAAGAUGAGAAAAAGGAUGGUUUCCCCGAAUGAGGUAACUUAUAAUACUCUUAUAAAUGGGUUCAUUGAGGAAGGGAAAUUGAUGGUUGCUGUUCAUGUUUUCAAUGAGAUGUUAGACUUUAGGAUUCUCCCGAAUGUUAUAACUUAUAACUCUUUGAUUGAUGGGUAUUGUAAAGAAGGUAACUUUAAAGAAGCUGCAGAACUUCUCAAUGAAAUGGAAGCAAGGGGAUUGAGGCCUAAUGAAGUUAGUUAUGGUGCCAUUUUGAAUGGUCUGUGUAAUAUUGGAGAGUUAGAUUCAGCUUCUAGUCUGUUAGAAAGCAUGAGAAUGAGUGGGAUACUUGUCGACCAUAUUUCAUAUACGAUGUUGGUCAAUGGGUUUAUCAAAGGCAGGAGGCUUAAAGAAGGUAUGCAAGUUCUUGACGAAUUGAUCCGAAGUGGUGUUGAACCCGAUGUAGUCACAUAUUCUGUACUCAUAAAUGGAUUUUGUAGAGACGGGAAGUUUAAAAACGCAAAGGAGGUGAUGUGUAAAAUGUAUAAAUCAGGUGUGGCACCAAAUAAAGUGAUACAUUCAACAUUGGUAUAUAAUUAUUGCAUCCAUGGAAAGGUAGAUGAAGCGAUGCAAAUCUAUAAGAUUUUGAAUCUUAGUGGUUAUGAUCCAGAUCUUUUUGUUUGUAAUAGACUAGUUGCUUCACUUUGUAACAGUAGAAGGGUGGAAGAGGCAGUUGAGUUCAUGAAUCACAUGGGUAGAAUUGGUAUUUCCCCUAACACCUCAACUCUCAACUCUGUUAUUAACGGGUAUGUAAGCAUUGGAAAUGGAUCAAAAGCGUUUACCUUUUUCGAAGAAAUGGUCAGAAUUGGUCAAUGCCCUAGUUCUCAUACGUACGGAAGUCUACUAAAAGCACUUUGUUAUGGUGGGAAUUCUGAAGAGGCGAGGAAAUUCUUGAAGAAACUCCAAUCCAUUCCACAUGCUUUAGAUGUUGUUUCUUAUAAUACAUUAAUGUUGGAAUAUUGUACGUCGGGAAAUUUACAAGCUGCUAUUUUCUUGUUGAAAGACAUGAUCCAUAACAAUGUGAUCCCCGAUAGUCAUACAUAUACCUGUCUUCUUGCCAGUUUAUGUAAGAAGGGUAGAAUGGUCAUUUCCAUCCUUCUUUUCGAAAAAUGGAUGCAAAUGGGAGUUCUUUUACCCAACCAUGUAACUUAUACAUGCUUAAUUGAUGGUCUUUUUAAGGCAGGACAACCAAAAACUGCUGCUUUUUACCACCAGAAGAUGGAAUCAGAGGGCCUCUUUCCUGAUACAGUUCUACUUAAUGUACUUAUGGAUGGCUAUUCAAGAACUUGGAACAUGUCUGUCGUUUAUGAUCUAUUUUCUACAAUGAGAGAGAGAAGUUUGUCACCUACUUUGGCUACAUACAACAUUCUUUUACACGGGUACUCAAAACAAGAUGAUAUAUCGAGAUGCUUUUCAGUAUACAGUACCCUUUUGAGAGACAGUUUUGUUCCUGAUAGACGAACAUGCCAUGCGUUAAUUUAUGGACUUUGUAAUGUGGGUAUGCUCGAAUUUGCCUCAAAAAUGAUGAAGCACAUGAUCUUGAAAGGUAUGUUUCCUGAUAAGUACACGUUUGAUAUGAUGAUCUCUAAAUGCUGCGAGAAGCGUCAGAUAGUGAAAGCUUUUGAGGUUUUAGAUAUUAUGUACUCUUUGGAGGUUUUUCCCGAUGAAGAUACAUUUAACAUCACUCUUAAAGGAGUUAAAGAAACAUAUGGUUGCCAACCCUCUUACAUUUUUCUUAAUGAGAUGUUGGUGAAAGGUUUUGUUCCCAGUGAAAAACAAGUUGUUAAGCUAAUAACUGAUAUGUGUAAAGUGAGAGAUGUUAAAGGUGCAUUUCAGUUGAAAAGUGAAAUGAAAACACUUGGUAUUACUUCAAGUAGUUUAGCUGAGAGUGCUAUGGUUCGCGGGCUUGCAAAAAGAGGGAGACUUGAAGAAGCCCUUUUAGUGUUUAAACGCAUGCUUAAAGCAAAAAUUGUCCCAACGACUGCUACAUUUACUACUCUGAUGCAUUGCUUUUGCAAAAAAUUCCAGUUUGAAGAGGCGUUGAAGUUAAAGCACAUUAUGGAAAUCCAUCAAGUAAAAAUUGAUGCGGUUACUUAUAAUGUUCUAAUAACUGGUUUUUGUGAAAAUGGUAAUUUGGUUGAAGCAUUGAAGCUAUACGAAGAGAUGAAGAAUAGAGGUAUUUGUCCCAUGGUCAAUACAUUUUGUGUCAUCGUUGAGUCUUGUUGCAGUGAAAAUGAUUUCCCAGAUGGGGAAACAGUUUUGAUGGAUUUGUGCAAAAGGGGUUUGUUAUCUGAAGAUGAGAUCACUCAAGAUAUAGCCAAUAGUUAUGUUGCUGCUUUAAGGAAGUUGAAAAUCUUAAAACACAGAAGAGGCAGAACUGGUUUCAGAAGCAGAUUGAGGCUACGUGUACCCUCCGGGUCAGAUUAGGUAAAUAUUAUAUCGAGCCGACAACAUUUAUUGUUUGCAUAUUCAGUAUAAUUCAUGUAGAGUUCGAAGCUUUGUAUAUACUAAAUGUAAAAUCAAUGUUAAUAUAAAUUACUCAGUAUAUUGUAGAAGAUAGAAAUAUUUCAUAUACAAGUGAUAUGUAAUUAGUCUUUGUUUGAUUUCUUACUUAAUUGAAGAUUCAUGAAUUCUUUA